AUGAAGAUUAAUAUUGAGUGUGCGUCUCGUGAGAGGAUACUGUUCACUAAUAAUGGCCAUGCUUCCUACGAGUUAGGCUGGGUUUCCGUUCCAUUUCGUCACCCUUCUGCUUUCCAAACCUUAGCACUUGAACCUGAACUCAAGAAGCAGAUAAUGGAUGAUUUAACCGCGUUUUCUAAUGGCAAAGAGUUUUAUCACAGAGUUGGACGCGCUUGGAUACGUGGUUAUUUGCUUUAUGGGGUUCCAGGAUCCGGAAAAUCAAGUCUAACUGCUGCCAUGGUUAACUACCUUUGCUAUGACGUAUAUGAUCUUGAGCUCACUAAAGUUACAGACAAUUCAGAGCUGAGAGCAUUGCUCAUACAAACUACAAACCGUUCAAUAAUUGUAAUCGACGAUAUAGACUGCUCCGUUGAUCUAACGGCUGACAGAAUGUGGAAGAAAAGAUCACAUCCGUCAAGAAAGCACAAGGAGUCUGGAUGUAAGAAUGGAAGGGUUACACUUUCAGGGUUGUUGACUUUUACCGAUGGUCUAUGGUCAUGCUCUGGAGAAGAGAAAAUCAUAGUGUUCACCACAUAUCAUAGAGAGAAUGUGGAUCCAGCACUAGUUAGAUGUGGGCGAAUGGACGUGCAUGUAAGCCUUGGGACAUGCGGGAUGCAUGCCUUCAAGUUCCUAGCCAAGAACUAUCUUGUAGUGGAUUGUCAUGGAUUGUUUGAUGUAGUAGAGAGUAGCAUAAUGUCAGGUGGAGGCCUAACACCAGCUCAGAUUGGGGAGGUUUUAUUGAGAAACAGAGGUGAUGUUGACAUCGCAAUGAAGGAGGUAGUAGCGGCAAUGCGAAGGAUGAUUUUAGGAGGUGGAAGUCAGCGAGAGGUGAUAGAUUGUGAUGAUAUGACGGUAGUAAGAUCUCCGGAAAGUGUGUUGGUAACAGGAUCGCCGGAGAAUUGGGAUUCGUCGCCGGGAAAGAAUGGAGGAAAGAAGAGGUCAAACUCAAAGGUAUAUUUUUUUCUAAGGUUAAGAUCUUUGACCAAAUCCGAUUCUGGCAGAAGAGUUGUAUGA
Messenger RNA from Mangifera indica (mango), 1053 nucleotides. Its product is annotated as AAA-ATPase At4g30250-like. Lineage: Eukaryota; Viridiplantae; Streptophyta; Magnoliopsida; Sapindales; Anacardiaceae. The coding region runs from base 1 to 1053 and encodes 350 amino acids. Gene Ontology annotation, molecular function: ATP binding; ATP hydrolysis activity. The transcript has 2 exons. The record is from RefSeq and is a predicted model, not a curated record.